Messenger RNA from Wasmannia auropunctata (little fire ant), 852 nucleotides. RefSeq names its product odorant receptor 82a-like. Gene Ontology annotation, biological process: sensory perception of smell; detection of chemical stimulus involved in sensory perception of smell. The transcript has 5 exons. Lineage: Eukaryota; Metazoa; Arthropoda; Insecta; Hymenoptera; Formicidae. The record is from RefSeq and is a predicted model, not a curated record. Gene Ontology annotation, molecular function: olfactory receptor activity; odorant binding. Gene Ontology annotation, cellular component: plasma membrane. The coding region runs from base 16 to 618 and encodes 200 amino acids.
CAAUUCUUUUACGAUAUGGUGAUAGCUUUUGUGGUUGCUUUGAUAAAUUCGUUACUUGUUGCAUUGAUACUUCAUGUAAGUGGCCAAAUCGAUAUUAUGCAACAAGAUUUAAUCGAAAUUUCUAACGGGAAAUACGAUCGCAGCACAUUUCUACCUGUUAUUAAAAGUCUCAUUUGCAAACAUCAGAAGAUUAUUACUUUAUCAGAAAAUAUUGAAAAUCUAUAUACUCAUAUUGCACUUAUGCAAGUUCUGUGGAAUACAUUGGUUAUGUGCUGCACUGGUUUUGUGAUUGUAAUUGUCAUUAGUUCUGGCGAAGAUAUUUCGAAUUUGAUCAAGUCCGUGAGCUAUUAUCUUGCAAUAAUUCUGGAGGUUUUCGUAUAUUGUUUUGCAGGAGAAUUUUUAAGUGCCAAAAGUAAGUCGAUUGGCGACGCAGUAUACGAGUCACUUUGGUACAAUAUGCCGCCGAAUGAGAGCCAGAUUAUACUGUUUAUGAUUUUACGAUGUCAGAAACGAUUGACGAUCACUGCAGGAAGAGUCAUUGAUUUGACUUUAGAAGGAUUUACAAGUAUCAUGAAGGCUUCUGUCUCGUAUAUAUCAGUAUUACAUGCAAUGUACUAAAAUCAGAAAAAUGUUAGACAAUUAGAACUUAUCAUCCCGUAUAGUUUUAUCAAUAGUUAGUCCUCAUUAUUGUUGAUUAAAUGGGGUAGCACAAAUUAUGAAUCAUAUAAAGUCGUUAAAAAUUAUUCUUACUGAAAUUGAAUUCAUAGAAUAACUAUGCUAUUGAUGACAAUUAAUUCAUAUAAAGUGACUUUUCACAUAAAGUUAUAAAAAAAAUCGUCAUAUUUGGAGAAU